GCGUCGCUCUCCUUCUCUCUCCUCCCCUGCCUUAUUAGAUCUCGCCGCGGCGUCCAUUCAAGAACUCCACAGGACCACCUCCAACUCCAAGCCGCCGCAGCAGCCAGCGGCACCACCACUCCACCCGCCGGGACCACCUCCAACUCCAAGCCGCCGCAGCAGCCACCGCGCCCGCUGUGUGCUCUGCUGCGACGGCGGCGCCAAUGGCCGACCGCGUCUACCCGGCCGCCAAGCCCAACCCGCCCCCGGCGGCGGCGGCCGCGGCCGCCAACGGCAGCGGCGCCCCGCCGGCGUCGUUCCCGGCGCCCAAGUCGCAGAUGUACCAGCGGCCCAUCUACCGGCCGCAGGCCCCCGCGAAGCGCCGGCGCGCGCGGUCCUGCCGGUGCAGCUUCUGCUGCUGCUUCUGCUGGGCGCUGCUGGCGGUGAUCCUCCUGGCGCUCGUUGCCGCCGUGGCCGGCGGCGCCUUCUACCUCCUGUACCGGCCGCAGCGCCCGUCCUUCACCGUCUCCUCCGUGCGGCUGGCGUCGCUGAACCUCACCUCCUCCGCCACCGCGCCGGCCCUCACCGACGCCAUCACGCUGACCGUCACCGCCCGCAACCCCAACAAGAAGAUCGCCUACGUCUACGGCGACUUCACCCUGUCGGCGGCCACCUCCGCCAACGCGCUCCCGCUGGGCAGCGCGACGGUGCCCGGGUUCGCGCACGCGGCCGGCAACACCACCGUGCUGACCGCCACCAUCGCCUCCGCCGCGGCGACGGUGGACCCCGCCGCGAGCGCCGACGUGAAGAAGCCCGGCGGGUUCAGCGUGGUCCUGGACGCGGACACGAGCGCGGGCGCCCGCGUGGGCGGCCUGAGGACCAAGAGGAUCGGCAUCCAGGUGCACUGCGAGGGCAUCAAGGUGACCCCGCCGCGCCCGCCCCCGCCCCCGCCGGCGCCCAGGAAGGCCAAGGGCGGGAAGAACGGCACCGUCGCGCUCUCGCCGGCGCCGGCCCCGUCCGACGCCGACGCGACGACGACGGCGACGGCCGCGACGGUGAGCACGGCGGCGCACCCGUGCAAGGUCAGGGUGCGCGUCAAGAUCUGGAAGUGGACCUUCUAGGUGCGGAAGCGCGUUACGAUUUUAGGGCUGGGCUGGAGGCUGGAGCGCGAAAGAUUUUCCAGUAAAGUUUUUUUUCGCUUUGAGAUAUACUACGCACUACUAUAAUUUAUUUACUACUCCUACAUGAUUAUUAUAUUGGAGCAGACGAGUAGGAAGCCACUACCCAUCCAUGCGUGCGUCGCGUCGGUGUAAAUCCCCCCAGGCAUCUCUUUUUUUUUCCCUUUUUUUCUCUUCUCCCUCCUGAUCGAAACAAAUUUUUUUUUGUGUCAUUGAGUAGUAGUGGGUGUAUAAUUGGCGACAUCUGAUAUUGUACACUGUAUAAUUCGAAUGGAUUUAUUAUUUUAUUUUAAGCUUGCAA
Molecule: messenger RNA, 1458 nt
Organism: Panicum virgatum (switchgrass)
Lineage: Eukaryota; Viridiplantae; Streptophyta; Magnoliopsida; Poales; Poaceae
Product: NDR1/HIN1-like protein 13
Exons: 1
Coding region: 204-1100 (298 amino acids)
Cellular component (GO): plasma membrane
Source: RefSeq, a predicted model, not a curated record